Molecule: messenger RNA, 843 nt
Organism: Dicrocoelium dendriticum
Lineage: Eukaryota; Metazoa; Platyhelminthes; Trematoda; Plagiorchiida; Dicrocoeliidae
Source: the annotation of a GenBank genome assembly
GGCAAAUCCACCUUAGUAUGCCCAGUUUUUCAUCCAGCUCUAUGCUGAACUUCAAUGCGGAUAACGGAUACCUUGAGGGAUUGGCUCGUGGAAUAAAAAGUGGCCUACUGAAACAAUCGGAUUAUAACGUUCUGGUUCAGUGUGAGACAUUGGAUGAUUUGAAGCUGCACCUACAAGAUACCGAUUAUGGCGAUUUCCUUGCCAAUGAACCUAGCCCACUCGCCGUUAGUACCAUUGAGGAGAAAAUACGGGAUAAAUUUGUUCUGGAAUUUCGACACCUGCGCACUCAAGCCGUAGAACCGUUAUCGACAUUCUUGGACUACAUCACUUAUGGAUACAUGAUCGAUAACAUUGUCCUCCUGAUCACUGGAACCUUACACGGCCGGCCAAUAUCAGAACUAAUAUCUAAGUGUCACCCUUUGGGAACUUUUUUAGAGAUGGAAACUUUGAACAUUGCAUCAAAUCCAGCGGAGUUAUACAGCGCUGUUUUGGUCGACACACCUCUCGCUCCAUAUUUCAUCAAUUGCAUAUCUGAGCGGGAUCUAGAUGAGUUGAACAUCGAAAUAAUUCGGAACACGCUGUACAAAGCUUAUCUAGAAGACUUCUAUGCCUUCUGCAAAUCCUUGGGCGGAAAGACAGCUGAAGUUAUGUGUGAAAUUUUGGCAUUCGAAGCUGAUCGACGUGCCUUUAUAAUUACCAUAAACUCAUUUGGCACAGAGUUAUCGAAUGAAGAUCGCUCAAAGCUUUACCCGGAGUGUGGCAAGCUCUAUCCCGAAGGUCUGGCAGCAUUGUCCAAGGCUAAUGACUAUGAACAAGUAAAAGCUGUUGCCGCUUAUUAUGCUG